AUGCUAGAAAAGCAGAAGUCUGAAGUGGAGAAGAGCAAAACAGAGAUAGCUAGAGCAAAAGAAAAUCUUGCUGAAAUGAGAAAAAAGAACAAUAUUGAUAUGUCAGAGAUGGAGAAGCAGAGAAAUUCUCUUGAACAAAUGAAGAUGGACAUCUCACAAGAGGAACAUGAUAUUAAAAAACAGAAAGACAGUUUAAGACACCAAGAAAAUGAACUGAAUAUACGUAUGUCUCAACUUUAUGCACAACAGAAAGAAACAGAAGAGAUUCAGGAUAUUAUCAUUAAAGAGAAGAGUCAGCUCAAUGAAAGACAGGCUGAAAUGGAAAAGCAAAAGAGAGAAUUAAAUGAUGUGAUGGAUGCACUCAAGAAAGAGAGGACUGAAAUAAUGGAAGAAAGACAAAAAGUGAAUGAUAUGCAAAUAGAACUGAAGAGGGAAAGUGAAACAGUUGAGCUGAUGAGACAAAAAGUUCUCAGAGAAAAAGAAUCUAUUGAAAACAGCAGGAAAAUACUGAAUAUAGAUCUAGAGGAUAUGAAAGAAAAAAGAACCAUCUUAGCUGAGGAGUUUCAGACCUUAAACUAUCAUAAACAAACAAUUGAUGAAGAAAAGCAGGAAUUGCAAAAGAUGAAAGCUGAGCUCCAACAAGAAACUGAAAAUAUUGCAAAACUAAGGCAAGACAUAGAAAAUGACAGGCAGAACAUUGAGGAAAUGGCAAUAAAACUUCAAAAAGAAAAGGAGGAUAUAGAGACUUCUGUUGCCAGGAUCAGAGAAGAGGAAGCAAAUCUAAGAAAACAAAAACAAACAUUUAAAUCUGAUCAAGACGCUCUUGAAAAGUUUGACUUGGAGAAAACUAAGACAGAGUUAGCUAGAGCCGAAGAAGAUCUUAAGAACCAACUUGAGUCUCAGAAAAGACAAAAUGAGAUAACAUUGGCUGAGAUACAGAAAGAGAGGGAUGUUCUUGAGCAGUGGAGAAUUAACAUAUCGAAUCAGAGAGAUGAUCUAGAAAAGGAGAGGGAUGAUAUUGAGAGGGAAAGAGCAGAAAUAAUAAAUCAAAAACAACAAGUGGAGGUAAACUUGAGGGAAGGACUGAAAAAGGAGAGUGAAAAGUUGGAGCUGCUAAGAAAGGAGUUGUAUGAUGAAAAGGAAGAAGUUGACAACAGCAGAAAAAGGAUAAAAGCAGAAAUCGAUGAUUUGGAACAAAUGAAGCUUGAUGUAGUUAAAGGGUUGGAAAAUAAUAAACUUCAGAAACAAAUGAUUGAAGAUGAGAAGGACAAAAUUGAACAAAUAAAAGCUGAGCUGAGAAGAGAAGCUGAAAAUAUCGAAAAGAUAAAACUAGAGACACAAAAUGAAAGACAGAAGCUUGAGGAAGCAACAACCCAACUUAAGAAAGAUAGAGACAAUGUUGAUAGCCUUGCUGAGGAAAUUGACAAGAAAAAAGUGGGUCUAGAAAACAGGCUUGAGGAAAUAGAAAUGCAAAGGAAAGCAAAUGAGUCUAAUAAACAGAUGCAGGAAAUGGCUUUGCUUGAGCUAAAGAAAACUGUGACAGAUAUAGCAAGAGCGAAGGAGGAUCUUGAAAACCAGCUUGUUGAAGAAAGAGAAAAGAACAAGAUCACACUGGCAGAAAUAGAAAAAGAAAGAGACAUGCUUCUUCUACUCAGAGACAAUAUUUCAGAGCAACAGGAGGACAUUGCAAAUGAGAAGGAACAAAUGAGAGUGAGAGAGACUGAACUUGAACAACUCCAAGCUCUGAUUUAUAGACAGCAAAUAGAAAUGGAAGCCACAAGGAAAGCUCUCACAAUGGAAAAAGAGCAACUUGAAGAGAAGAAAACUGAAAUAGAUCAAGAACAGAGAAAAGUAAAUGAAAUCAUGGAACUUGCAACAAAAGAAAAGGCUAAUCUUGAGAAAGAGAAGUCUGAAAUGAUAGCACAAAAACACCAACUGGAGACUGAACUGGAUUUCUUUAAGGUAGAACUGAAUAAUGAAAGAGAAUUAAUUGAGGAAAGGACCCAAAUGUUGAAAACAAAUGAGGCUGACGUGGACGAAAAAAGAGCAGCUUUAAAGAGAGAGAUAGAAGGGCUCAGAUAUCACAAACUAGCUAUUCAAGAUGAGAAGAAUGAUGUAGAACAGAUGAAGAUUGAGCUGCAAAGAGAAGCUGAUGACAUCAGAAAGCUAAAAGAAGAAACACAAAAUGAAAAACAGGCUUUGAAAAAGAUGGCUGAAAAACUGCAGAAAGAGAGAGAAGAUAUUGUUCAUCUUGCUGAAGAUACAAAGAGAAAGAAUGAGAUCAUGAAUGAAAUGAAAGUUGCAAAUGAGUCUUCACUGGCAGAUCUACAAAGAGAGAAAAACAACCUUGAGCAAAUGAGAGUGAACAUCUCCAAACAAACAGAUGAUAUUGAAAAUGAGAAAGAGAAAAUAAGACUCAAACAAGAAGAACUAGAGAAACUGCAAUCAGAGAUCCAUAAACAACAAAGUGAAAUGGAAAAUGAAAAGAUCAUUAUUGAAAGUGAAAGAGCUGCAAUGAACAGGGAGGUUGGAGAUCUGCAAGAAAAAAUAAUGAAUGUAGAAAGAGAUUCAGAGAGUCUGAAACUUGAGAGAGAAGCUUUUGAGAAUGAGCAAGAAUUGAUGAAACAGAAGAAAACUGACCUGCAAAGACAAGCACAUGAGAUUGAGAAGAUCAAACUAGAGACAGAACAUGAAAGACAAAGGAUGGAGGAAAUGACAGCUCAACUCCAGAAAGAGAGAGAACAAAUCAACAAUCUUAUUGAUGAGACAAAAAGAAAAGACAUGGUCUUGGAUGAAAUGAAGACAGAUAUUGAAGAGAAAACUAAAGCCAUUCAGUCUGAUAGAGACAUGCUUGACAAGGAAAAACAUGAUCUGGAGAAAACAAAAAGUGAACUUGCAAGAGCCAAGGAAGAUCUUGAAAAACAAAGAGAAAAGCAAAGAAUAACACUAGCAGAGAUAGACAAAGAGAGAGACACCCUGGAUGAGAUGAAGGAGAACAUCACAAGACAAAUGCAUGACAUUAAACAUCAAGAGGAACAAAUCAGACAAAAACAACAUGAAUUUGAGCAGAUGCAAACUGAAAUUCAGAAUCUGAAACAGGAACUAGACAACGAAAGAAACAUUAUAAUAAAGGACAGACGUCAGCUUGAUCUGAGACAAUCUGAACUGGACAAACAACAGACAGAAGUGAAUGAGUUUAUAGAAAUAAUGAGGAAUGAGAAAAGACAACUAGAUAAAGAUAAAGAGAAGAUGGAAGAAAAGAAACAGAAAAUGGAGAAAGAAAGAGAUGAUGUAGACCAAAGCAGAAAGAAUCUGGAUGAAGACCUAAAGAUGAUGAUACUUCAGAAACAAAUGCUUGAAGAUGAGAAGAACAAGUUAGAACAGAUGAAGACUGAGCUGCAAAGAGAAGCUGAUGAUAUCAGAAAACUAAAAGAAGAAACACAAAAUGAAAAACAGGGUUUGGAAAAGAUGGCUGAAGAACUUCAGAAAGAGAGAGAAGAUAUUGCUCAUCUUGAUGAAGAUAUGAGGAGAAAGAAUCAAAUCCUGGAUGAAAUGAAAGUUGCAAAAGAGUCUUCACUGGCAGAUCUACAAAGAGAGAAAAACAAUCUUGAGCAAAUGAGAGUGAACAUCUCCAAACAAACAGAUGAUACUGAAAAUGAAAAAGAGAAAAUAAGACUCAAACAAGAUGAACUACAGCAAAUGCAAGCAGAGAUUCAUAAACAACAAUGUGAAAUGGAAAAGGAAAUGAGCAACAUUGAAGGUGAAAGAGCUGCAAUGAUCAGGGAAAAACAGAACAUGAUGACUGAACUGAAAGAGAAGUCUGAAGAUGUUGAGAUCCAGAUGAAGGCAGUAUUGACUGAAAAGGAAUUACUGGAAAAUGACAGACAACUGCUGAAGAGAGACAUGGAAGAUUUGCAACAAAAAUUAUUGAAUGUAAACAGAGAUUCAGAGAGUCUGAAACUUGAUAGAGAAUCUUGUGAGAAUGAGAAAGAAUCACUGAAACAGAUGAAAACUGACCUGCAAAGACAAGCACAUGAGAUUGAGAAGAUCAAACUAGAGACAGAACAUGAAAGACAAAGCCUGGAGGAAAUGACAGCUCAACUCCAAAAAGAGAGAGAAGAAACCAACAAUCUCAAUGAGGAGAUUAAAAGAAAAUAUAUGGUCUUGGAUGAAAUGAAGACAGAUAUUGAAGAGAAAACUAAAGCCAUUCAAUCUGAUAGAGACAUUCUUGAAAAGGAAAAACGUGAUCUGGAGAAAACAAAAAGUGAACUUGCAAGAGCCAAGGAAGAUCUUGAAAAACAAAGAGAAAAUCAAAGAAUAACACUAGCAGAGAUACAGAAAGAGAGAGACACCCUAGAUGAGAUGAAGGAGAACAUUACAAGACAAAUGCAUGACAUUAAACAUCAAGAGGAACAAAUCAGACAAAAACAACAUGAAUUUGAGCAGAUGCAAACUGAAAUUCAGAAUCUGAAACAGGAACUAGACAAUGACAGAAACAUUAUAAUAAAGGACAGAAGUCAGCUUGAUCUGAGGCAAUUUGAGCUGGACAAACAACAGACAGAAAUUAAGGACAUCAUGGAAUUAAUGAGAAAUGAGAGAAGACAACUAGAUAAAGAUAAAGAAGAAAUGGAAGAACAGAAAUGGCAAAUGGAGAAAGAAAUAGAUGAUAUAGACCAAAGCAGAAAGAAUCUGGAUGAAGACUUAAAGAUGAUGACACUUCAGAAACAAAUGCUUGAAGACGAGAAGAACAAGUUAGAACAGAUGAAGAUUGAGCUGCAAAGAGAAGCUGAUGAUAUCAGAAAGCUAAAAGAAGAAACACAAAAUGAAAAACAGGGUUUGGAAAAGAUGGCUGAAAAACUGCAGAAAGAGAGAGAAGAUAUUGCUCAACUUGCUGAAGAUAUGAGGAGAAAGAAUCUAAUCCUGGAUGAAAUUAAAGUUGCAAAUGAGUCUUCACUGGCAGAUCUACAAAGAGAGAAAAACAAUCUUGAGCAAAUGAGAGUGAACAUCUCCAAACAAACAGAUGAUACUGAAAAAGAAAAAGAGAGAAUAAGACUCAAAAAAGAUGAACUAGAGCAACUGCAAGCAGAGAUUCAUAAACAACAAAGUGAAAUAGAAAAGGAAAAGAGCAACAUUGAAGGUGAAAGAGCUGCAAUGAUCAGGGAGGUUGGAGAUCUGCAAGAAAAAAUAAUGAAUGUAGAAAGAGAUUCAGAGAGUCUGAAACUUGAGAGAGAAGCUUUUAAGAAUGAGCAAGAAUUGAUGAAACAGAAGAAAACUGACCUGCAAAGACAAGCACAUGAGAUUGAAAAGAUCAAACUAGACACAGAACAUGAAAGACAAAGGCUGGAGGAAAUGACUACUCAACUCCAGAAAGAGAGAGAAGAAGUCAACAAUCUCAUUGAGGAGACAAAAAGAAAAGACAUGGUCUUGGAUGAAAUGAAGACAGAUGUUGAAGAAAAAUCUACAGCCAUUCAAUCUGACAGAGACAGGCUUGAGAAGGAAAAACAUGAUCUGGAGAAAACCAAAAGUGAACUUGCAAGAGCCAAGGAAGAUCUUGAAAAACAAAGAGAAAAUCAAAGAAUAACACUGGCAGAGAUACAGAAAGAGAGAGACACCCUUGAUGAGAUGAAGGAGAACAUCACAAGACAAAAGCAUGACAUUAAACAUCAAAAGGAACAAAUCAGACAAAAACAACAUGAAUUUGAGCAGAUGCAAACUGAAGUUAAGAAUCAGAAGCAGGAAAUAGACAAAAAGGAAGAAGACCUAAAGAUGAUGACACUUCAGAAACAAAUGCUUGAAGAUGAGAAGAACAAGUUAGAACAGAUGAAGAUUGAGCUGCAAAGAGAAGCUGAUGAUAUCAGAAAGCUAAAAGAAGAAACACAAAAUGAAAAACAGGGUUUGGAAAAGAUGGCUGAAGAACUUCAGAAAGAGAGAGAAGAUAUUGCUCAUCUUGCUGAAGAUACAAAGAGAAAGAGUGAGAUCAUGAAUGAAAUGAAAGUUGCAAAUGAGUCUUCACUGGCAGAUCUACAAAGAGAGAAAAACAAUCUUGAGCAAAUGAGAGCGAACAUCUCCAAACAAAAAGAUGUUAUUGAAAAGGAAAAAGAGAGAAUAAGACUCAAACAAGAUGAACUAGAGCAACUGCAAUCAGAGAUCCAUAAACAACAAAGUGCAGUAGAAAAGGAAAAGAGCAACACUGAAGGUGAAAGAGCUGCAAUGAUCAGGGAAAAACAGAACAUGAUGACUGAACUGAAAGAGAAGUCUGAAGAUGUUGAGAUCCAGAUGAAGGCAGUAUUGACUGAAAAGGAAUUACUGGAAAAUGACAGACAACUGCUAAAGAGAGACAUGGAAGAUCUGCAACAAAAAUUAAUGAAUGUAGACAGAGAUUCAGAGAGUCUGAAACUUGAGAGAGAAUAUUUUGAGAAUGAGAAAGUGUCGAUGAAACGGAUGAAAACUGACCUGCAAAGACAAGCACAUGAGAUUGAGAAAAUCAAACUAGAGACAGAACAUGAAAGACAAAGGCUGGAGGAAAUGACAGCUCAACUCCAGAAAGAGAGAGAAGAAGUCAACAAUCUCAUUGAGGAGACAAAAAGAAAAGACAUGGUCUUGGAUGAAAUGAAGACAGAUAUUGAAGAGAAAACUAAAUCCAUUCAAUCUGAUAGAGACAUUCUUGAAAAGGAAAAACGUGAUCUGGAGAAAACAAAAAGUGAACUUGCAAGAGCCAAGGAAGAUCUUGAAAAACAAAGAGAAAAUCAAAGAAUAACACUAGCAGAGAUACAGAAAGAGAGAGACACCCUAGAUGAGAUGAAGGAGAACAUUACAAGACAAAUGCAUGACAUUAAACAUCAAGAGGAACAAAUCAGACAAAAACAACAUGAAUUUGAGCAGAUGCAAACUGAAAUUCAGAAUCUGAAACAGGAACUAGACAAUGACAGAAACAUUAUAAUAAAGGACAGAAGUCAGCUUGAUCUGAGACAAUCUGAGCUGGACAAACAACAGACAGAAGUAAAUGAGUUUAUAGAAAUAAUGAGGAAUGAUAGAAGACAACUAGAUAAAGAUAAAGAAGAGAUGGAAGAACAAAAACGGCAAAUGAAAAAAGAAAGAGAUGAUGUAGACCAAAGCAGAAAGAAUCUGGAUGAAGACGUAAAGAUGAUGUUUCAGAAACAAGUGCUUGAAGAUGAGAAGAACAAGUUAGAACAGAUGAAGACUGAGCUGCAAAGAGAAGCUGAUGACAUCAGAAAACUAAAAGAAGAAACACAAAAUGAAAGGCAAAGUUUGGAAAAGAUGACUGAAAAUCUAGAGCAACUGCAAGCAGAGAUUCAUAAACAACAACGUGAAAUGGAAAAGGAGAAGAGCAACAUUAAAGGAGAAAGAGCUGCAAUGAUCAGGGAAAAACAGAACAUGAUGACUGAACUGAAAAAGAAGUCUGAAGAUGUUGAGAUCCAGAUGAAGGCAGUAUUGACUGAAAAGGAAUUACUGGAGAAUGACAGACAACUGCUGAAGAGAGACAUGGAAGAUCUGCAACAAAAAGUAAUGAAUGUAGACAGAGAUUCAGAGAGUCUGAAACUUGAGAGAGAAUCUUUUGAAAAUGAGAAAGUGUCGAUAAAACAGAUGAAAACUGACCUGCAAAGACAAGCACACGAGAUUGAGAAGAUCAAACUAGAGACAGAACAUGAAAGACAAAGUCUGGAGGAAAUGACAGCUCAACUCCAGAAAGAGAGAGAAGACAUCAACAAUCUCAUUGAGGAACUUAAAAAGAAGAGAGCUAUUUUGGAUGAAACUUAUGCUGAAAUACAUAGGGAACAAGAAAUAAUUGAGAGGGACAAAAACUUGAUUAAAAGGGAACAGUCUGACCUAGAGAAAACCAUAGCUGAGAUUUCUCGAACCAAGGAAGAUCUUGACAAACAGAUUUCUGAACAAAAAACAAACAUUGGUAUCACACUGGUAAAGAUACAACAAGAGAGAAACACUCUUGAGCAGAUGAGUGAGAAAAUAUCAAGGGAAAGAAUUAAACUUGAAAAUGAAAAGGAAGAGUUAAGAACAGGAAAGCAAGAGCUUGAAAGAAUGUGGGCAGACACUGAAAGACAACAUGAAUAUAUAGAUCACCCAAAGUUUGGCGUAGCUGAAGAGAGUCUGCUUGAGAAGUCAGAGGCUGAAAUGGUUCUUCAACAGAGUGACGCAGAUGUAGUCAAGCCUGUAACAGAAAAAGAAAUGUCAGAUCCAAAUAUACAAAGUGUCUUGAUGGAGCAGAUGCUGGGAAUGGACUUGAGAGAUGCAUUAGAAACAGAUAUUGAGAGCCAAAAGUCAGACUUAACUGUAGUUGUGGAUGAGAUGAAGUCAGAGAAGAAGUUUAGUGAAAAUGAAAGGGACAAGCUGGAACAAAUGAAAGCUGAACUGCAAAGAGAAGCUGAAGACAUUGAAACUAAAAAGCAGGACAUGCAGAAUGAAAGAAAAAAGCUAGAAGAAAUGGAAGCUCAACUUCAGGAAGAGAGAAGAAGUAUUGAACGUUUUAAUGAGGAGAUUAAUGUUCAGAAAUUCAAUCAAGAAAAACAAUCCAAAGAAUUUGAAUUGGAAAAGUCUGAUUUAGAGAAUAUCAAAACAGAAAUUGCUAAAGCCAACAAACAUCUUGCAGAACAGCAGGAAACAAAUGAAAUGACUUUAGCAGAGAUGCAGAGAGAAAGGCACACUCUUGAAGAAAUGAGGGUGAACAUCUCAAAACAAGUGGAGACUAUUGAAAAUGAGAAUGAAAGUCUUUCUCGCAGAGAAAAUGAACUUGCGCAGCUGCAGGAAGACAUUUUAAAACAACAACAUGAAAUGGAUGAAGUGAAGAACAUCAUCAUGAUGGAAAUGAGUCAACUUGACCAGAGACAAACUGACAUUGAUCAAUUACAGCGAGAGGUUGAUGAUCUAAUGGAAUUCACAAAGACAGAAAUGACCAACCUAGAAAAAGAAAGAGUGGAAAUGAUGGCACAGAAGAGAAAUUUAGAGAGGGAUAUGGUCAGUCUAAAGAUAGAGAAAGAGACCUGUGAACAAAUCAGACUACAGUUACUUGAGGAAAAAGAUCUGGUUAUAAAAGACAGAGAGCUGUUGACCAAAGAUUUGGAUCAUAUGGAGAGACAGAAAAUGGAUAUAGAGAGAGAAUUAAAGAAUCUCAAAGUUGAGAAACAAACCAUUGAAAAUGAGAAAGAGGACCUAGAGAAGAUAAAAACUGACCUUCAAAGACAAACUGAAGACUUUGAGAAACUAUCUGAAAAGACAAACAAUGAAAGACAGAGGCAGGAGGAGAUGGCAGUCCAAUUAAAAAGACAAUUUGACAUCAGUGCUCCUCCUACAGACAACCAACUAAUGAAAGAGCUCUUAGAUGAGACAGAGAAGCAAAGAAAAGAAAUUCAGUCUGCCAAAGACUUGCUUCAAGAAGAAAGAUUUGAGCUGGAGAAAACCAAGACAGAGAUAAGCCAAGCCAGGGAAGAACUAGAUAGACAAAGAACUGACUUAAAGAGAGAGAAAGACAUUCUUAAGCAGGUGAAUACAACUAACUUGAGACAAAUAGCCCAUAUUGAAGAUGAGAAGGAAAGAAUACAACACAAAGAGAACGAACUAGAUCAAAUGAGAGCAGAACUUCAAAAUAAACAAACAGAAAUGGAUGACAUGAAAAACAACAUGAUUAAAGAAAAGGCUAAUAUGGAGAAUCUGGAACAAAAGAGAGCUGAGUUGGCUAGAGACCUCCAAAUUCAGAGAAAAGCUUUUGAAAAUGAGCAAGAUGAGCUGCAAAAGAAGAGAGAAGAUAUUGAGAAGUUAAAGCUAGAAGUUCAGAAAGAAGGGCAGAUGGCUGCAGAAGAGUUAGAAAAAGAGAGGCAACAAUUUGCUGAGGAGACCAAACUGAAAAAUGACACCCUGGAUGAAAUGCAAGCUGAGAUAGAAAGACAGAAACAAGCUGUUGCUGUAGAGAAAGAGAUGAUUGCAAAGGAAAGGAUGGAUCUGAAGAAAACCAUGGAAGAUAUCAAAAGACAAUCCGAGGAGAGUGAGAUCACACGGGCAGACCUGCAGAAAGAGAGAGAUAGUCUUGAUCUAAUGAGGAUGGAGAUCUUAACACAAAAACAUGACCUAGAAAGAGAAAGAGAUGAACUGUUAGAAAAGCGGCGCCUGGUGGAGACACAAAAGAAGGACACUGAAAAUGUGGAACAGCUGAGGCAAGAGCUUUUGGAUGAGAAGGCAUUGACUGAGAAAAACAGAAAGCAGCUGAACCAAGACAUAGAUGAUAUAGAACGAAAUAAAUCAAAUCUGCAUAAAGAAUUAGAGGAGAUAAAAUUCCAAAAACAGGAUGAAAGAGCUCAACUAGAGCGAAUGAAAGUGGAGCUUCAAACGAAAGCAGAGGAUAUAGAAAAGUCAACGCAAGAGAUACUGUGUGAAAGAGAAAAAGAUGUACAGAAAAAGUCUGAAGAGAGCAAGAUAAGAACAGACCUCGAUAAAGCAAAUACUGAGAUACAGAAACAAAAGGAAGAGGUGGAACGCUAUGCUGAGAAGCUGGAAAAAUGUAGGCUUGAACUAGAUGAUGCAAGGGCUGAAAUAGAGAGAAUUAAAGAGAAUGCUGAAAGACAGGCAACACAAAAGAUGAAGGAACAUUUGCAAAAAGAAAGAGAGAAUAUUGAGGAUAGCAGAAGGAACCUGCUUAAAAAGGAAGAGGCCAUUGAAAAGGACAAGAAAGAAAUAAGACUGAGAUAUCAAGAAAUAGAGCUAAUCCAAGCAGAAGUAGUGAAACAGAAAGAAGAGAUAACUGAAUCAGAGCAAGAAAUACAAGAACAGCGAAGGAAACUACAGGUGACAGAAGAGGAAUGGAGUGUACAAAUGGGAAAGUUGCAAGCCGAGAUAAGCAAAAACAAUGUCAUUAAAUCUGAGUUAGCAAAAGAAAGAGAAGCAAAUGAUGAAAUGUUAAGAGAGCUUAAGAGAGAAAUGGAGAAAUAUGAGGAGAUCAAAUCAAAUAUUAUAAUCCAAAAAGAGGAGUUUGAGACUAAAAGGCAGUCAGAAGUAGAGGAGCUCAUUAGUAUGAGAGCUCAAAUACUAAAACACAAAGAGGAAUUAGAGGACAAGAUGCAAAAGACUAAACAAGAGAUGAAAGAACUGAAGCUUCUUCAGGAUGAAACUGAUGGCAAGAGGAAAGAUCUUGAUCACAAGAUGAGACAGGUAGCAAGAAAAAGAGAUGAGUUGGAUAAAUUGAGGGCUGCUAUUGAAAGUGCAAAUGAGAAACUCGAAAUGGACAGGGUCAUGUUAAGUAUAGAGCGUGAUGAGAUGGAGCGAAUGAAAGCUGAGAUUCAAAGAGCAGGAGAGGAACUACAAUCUCAUGUGGAAGAAAGAGGUGGAGUCAUGGAAGAGAAAGAACAUAUGAACACCAAGAUUCAGAGGCUUAUUCAAGAAGCUGAAAAUGCUAGGGAAAUGGCUUGGAGAACAAAACAUGACUUGGAAAGAGGCAUGCAGAGAGAUGUUAAUGUUGAAGCAGAUUCAGAGGAUAGACAAGAAGUGAAUGCUAACAUGCAGAGGCUGAUCCAGGAAGUUGAGCAUGUUAGAGAGGUUCUCAGAAGAAUGAAAGAAGAAGUCAAGGCUGCUAGAAAAGAAAGAUUUGAACUGGAGAACAUGAGGCUGGAAACUGAAGCCAUGAAACAGAACAUGAAAGAAACUUAUGAGCAGCAGAACAAUGAGAUACAAAAAGAGAAACAGCAAAUAGAGAGUAGCAAAGACUGGCUGAGCAAAGAGAGAAGUAAUCUUGCGCAAAUCAGAGCUGAUUUGGAGAGACAAAAACAAGAAAUGGCAUUGGACAAGCAAAAACUUCAUGAAGAAAAUGAACUGAUGGAGAAAGAAAAGGUUGACAUGAAGAAAAAAUCGGAGAUCCUUGAAAGCCUUUUAGAGGAGACAACUAGAGAAAGAACAGCUAAACUUAAAGGGAAAAAGAAAGGAAUGAGGAGAGAUUCAGAGGAAUUAAGAGAGAAAAUGGAAGCAUUAAGUAUGGACGACAUACAAGAAGAGAGUGAGAGUGAAACGGGCGAAGUUGAGAGACAAAUAGACAAACUGACAGAGUUGAAGGCUGAGCUUCAUCAACAGCAGGCAGAACUUGAGAAAACUAAAGCAGACUUAAAAUAUCAGAUGGACGAGCUAGAAAACAUGAGGUCUGAGAUAUUAAAACUUGAAAAGGACACUGCGAGUAAAACGAGAGAGGUGGAGCUGAUGGAUAUACAGCAACAGAGAGAAGACCUAGAAAGAAAGAUUCAGAAAAUGAUGCGUGAGAAGGGAGAACUGGAAGUCUUAAGGUCUGAGAUAGUCCUGGAAAAGAGAGAACUGGACCAGAGGUUGAGACAAGUGAUGAGAAAGAGGGAUGAGAUAGAGAAAAUGAAGACUGAGAUAGCAAAGGCCAGAGAGGAGAUCAGUAGAGAGAGGCAGGAGCUGGAAAUACUCAAGAAUGAUGUUCAAAGCGCAAGAGAGGAUUUUGAAUUAUUGGUGGAGAGAACUGAGAAUCUAGAAGAUGAAGAAAAUACCAAUGCUGACAUACAAAGAUUGAUUUUAGAGGUUGUGAAAAUCAGGGAAAUGGUGAAAAAUCUGAAAGUUGACAUGGAGACCAGGAUGGAUGAAAUUAAGGCAGAGAAAGAUGAAAAGGAAAAUUUUAAGUCUGAGAUCCAGAGGCUCAUUCAAGAUAUUGGACAAAUACGGGAAAAUCUAGGAAGCCUUAGAGCAGAAAUAGAAACCACCAGAAGAGACAAGAAUGAAUUGGAGAAGCUGAGGGCAGAACUUGUAGAGAAGCAACAGGAGAAAGAAAGUGUGAGAGAAAUGCUGCAGAAAGAAAGAGAAGAACUGGAACAGCUGAAGGAUGAGAUAAACAGAGAAAAGGAGGAUGUGGAGACCAAGAGAGAGCUGGUUGAGGUAGAAAUAACUACAGACAAAAUGGAAGAGUUUAUGGACACAAGGAAGAACAAGCAAGAACUGCAAAGGGUCACUGAGGAACUCUUUAGAAACAAGAAUAAUCUGGAAGAGCUCAACAGAGAAAUACAAAACAUGAGGCAAACCAUGGAAGAAAUGAAAACACUGCAUGAAAAGAAAAAGGCUGAACUAGAAGUCAUUACUUCUGAGGUAAAGAGGAGACAGCAGGUACUGGAGAAGCAAAAACAUGAGCUGGAGGAGAAUGGUUGGAUUCUUAAAGAAAUAGAGAAGAAGAAAGACGCACUUGAAAAGAUCAAUAUGGAAAUACUGAGAAAGAGAGAAGUUAUAGAAAAAGAAAAGGACAAUUUAAGGCAAGAGAAGCAAGAAUUUGAGGUCUUCAGAGGGGAACUACAAAGAGACAGAGAUGAUGUUGAAUCUUCAAGACAAGCUUUGAUCAUGGAGAAGGAUCGGUUAGAAGAUGAAAAAGUUAAAAUCAAUCAAGAAAAGCAUGAAAUGAGUGCUGCCAUGAGGGCCAAUGAGAUGGAAUGGAAAAAUCUACAAAAGAUGAGGAAUGAACUAGAAAAUCAGAGGGCUGAAUUUGCUGAAAACCUCCGUGAUGCCACAAAAAUGGAAGAUAAACUGAGUGAACUAAACAAAGAAAAAGAGCAAGUGGAAGAAAUGAAGCAGAUGGUCAGCACAGAGAGAGAUUUGAUUGAACGAGAGAAAGAAGAUGUGAGAAAACAGACUCAACAGCUUGAAGAUGGCCGUGCUGAGCUUCAGAAGAAGUCAGAGAUCACUGACAAACUGAUACAGGAAGCAAACCGUGAGAGAGAUAGAUUAACAGACCUCAGUCUAAAACUUCAAUUGCAAAAAGACGAUAUACAGAAAAUCAUCACAGAAAUGGAGACCACGAAGAAAGAUCUCAACAUAAUGAGUACAGAACUUCAAAAUGACAAGAUACAACUGAAAAAUGACAGGGAUGCUUAUGAAAGUCAAAUGACACAUUUGCAGCUUAAGAUGGAAGAAUUAGUGAGAGAAACAGAGGACCUGGAGAGAAAAACCUUACAGCAGAAAGAACAAGAUGAGAUAGCAAAACAAGAGAUUCAAAAUCAGAGAGAGUCUCUAGAGCAAAUUAAGAUGGACAUUCUAAAGGAAAGGGGUGAUAUUGACAAAGAAAAGGAAAAUGUACAUUCAGAAAGACAGAAACUGGUUACACUUGAAGGAGAAUUGCGAAGAAAGGAAAGUGAGCUUGAAAACAAAGAGCGAACUUUCAUGAAAGAGCAGCAGCAGCUGAAACAAACUCAAGAUGAAAUCUUGGAGAUUAAAAGUAAUCUGGAAAGAAAGGAGGAUGAAAUUGAAGAGGAGAGACUGCAGAUAAUGGAAAUGGGUGAAACAAUGAAGAGAGAACGCAAUGAAUACAGAAAGAUGAUUGAAGAAGUACAGAAAGAAAAAGAGCAGAUUGAAAUCAGCAAAAAGUGGAUGGAUCAAGAUAAGAAAGAUGUUGAAAAUAUGAAAAAUGAUCUGGAAAAGCAACUACAAGAUUUAAGACAUGAAAAAUUAAAUGUACAAGACGAGAAGAAUGCGCUCGAACAGAUAAGGGCAGAAUCCAAGGAGAUCCAAAAUGUUAUCAAAAAGGAGAGGGAGGAUCAGGAGAAAUGUUGGUUGGAGAUUGAGGGGGAAAAGCAAAGAGUGGAUGAAGAAAUCAGUCAAUUAGAGAGACAGAGGGAAGAAACUGCUAAACUCCACAGUGAGUUACAAAAAAUUAGAGAGGACACUGAAAGUAGCAAAGAAAGGAUUGAUAAAGAAAUGGAAGAAUUAUCGCAAAUGAGGGUUGAACUGGACAGAAGAAAAGAAGAAAUUAAAAAGGAUAAUCAAAAACUUCAAGAUGCUAAAUCUGACCUCGAAAAAACUAAAGCUGAGAUACAGAGACAGACAGACAAAAUGAAAGACAUAAUAGACACUAACCUAAAGGAGAAAGAAAGAGAAAUGAAAAUCCAAAUUGAUAAAGACAGAGAAGAAAUUAAACAUUUGUCUGAAGAGACUGAAUUGAAAAUGAGGGACCUUGAUAUGAUGAUGAAGGAGAUGGAGAGACAAAGGCAAGAAACUGAGAAAACAAAAGUCAUGCUUGAAAAGGAAAAGACAGAAAUUGACAAAGAAAAGAAAGACCUGGAAAACCAAAUGAUGGAUCAGAGUGAGGAGAUACAAAAGGAGAGGCUGGCCCUUAAGGAAAUGAAGGAUGAAAUUCUUCGUGAAAAACAAGAAACAGAUGAAGAGAGGAAUAACUUGAUGACUUUAAGAAACAAACUAGAAGUUUUAAGAGCAGAGAUAAAGAACCAGCAGAAUGAAAAUGAGAUUGUGAAGAAAAAGCUUCUUUUGGAAAAAUCAAAAACUGAGGAAAGGCAGGUUGAGGUACUCAACCAGCAGCGACAAAAUGAUCAAACCAAGGAGGAAAAUAAGAAAGAGAGAGAAAAUCUGGAACAACAGAGGUUUGAACUUGAACAGCAGAAACAGAUGUUGGAGCUUAGCAUCAUAAAAAUGAUGGAGGAAAAGCAAGAGCUUGCUAAUUCAGCAAAAGAACUACAGAAAGCCAAAGAAGAAAUGGAAAACGUAAAAUACAUGACCAGCAAAGAAAGAGACAAGGUUGAACAAAUGCAAGAUGAGAUACGCAGUCAGAUUCAGUCAACUGAACUACAAAGGCAAAUCAUCCAAGACAAGCAAAAAGCUCUUGAGGACAAAGAGCUAAUAAUACAGAGAAAGGAAGAGGAAUUAGAGAGGAGAAACAUGGAAUUAGAUGGAAUCGCUGCUCAGCUUCAGACUGAACAAGAACAUUUAAAUAAUGUUUUUGAGGAAACCAAUAACAGACAACGUGCCCUUGAAGUGAUGCAGGUUGAUAUAGAAUUGCAUAAACAAAAAAAUAAUAAGGACUUUGAGUUGCUUGAGAAGAUCCGGCAUGAAAUAGACAAUGAAAAGUUAGAAAUUAAGCAGAAAAAAGAAGAGGUUGAAUCCCAAUUUGAAGAGCUAGAGAAAGAGAGAGAAAUACUGAAACAGACUGAGAGAGAGCUUUGCACUGAGAGAGAACAAACUGAGAAAUGUAAAGCUGAUAUAAACAAGAUAAAUGAUGAAAUAGAAUCCAAGAGACAAACUGUGAUAAUGGAGAAGACUGAGCUGGAGCAGAGAGAGAAAUAUAUUACUGAGCAGCAGCAAAGACUGGAUCAAAGUGUAAGAGAGAUAAAGGAAGAAAGACGUGAAAUGGAUAAGACGAGGAUUGAACUAGAAGCUCAGAGACAACAGAUGGAAGAGGACAUGAGGAUAAAUGCAAAGCAGGAAAGAGAACUUGCACAGCUGAGAGAUGAAAUACAAAGAGAAAAACAAGACAUUGGUGAAAACAGGGACAUGACUAACAAAUUAAUGAAAGAUCUGGAAAUUAUGAAAGCCAAGCUGGUGGAACAACAAGAAGAGAUCCAAACUGAAGCAGAAAAACUGCAAGAGGAGAGAAAACUGGUUUACCAGACAAAAUCUGAGGUGCAGAAUGAUGCUGAAAAUCUGACGAACAUCUUAGAAGAGAUCAGAAGAGAGCGAGAAAAACUGGAAAUAAGGGAGGCCCAGCUUAAAGUAAUGAAGGAGCAGUGUGACAAUACCAUGGAAGAAACUAUGAGGAAGAAGAGUGAACUGGAAAGGACUGUUGAUGACAUAGCAGAGCAAAAUCAAAAGAUCGAGAUCAAGAAAGAUCUUCUGGAAAAAGAGAGACAAUACAUUGAAGCAGAAAGAGAGGAUUUACAGAGACAAGCUGAUGACCUGAAGCUGCAAAUGUCAAAACACAGAGAAAAGGAAGAGAUGAAUAAAAGAUCAAUGGAUGAUGAGAAGAAGCUUCUUGAGCAGAAGGCUGACGAAAUCCUGAGACAGAGAGAUGAAUUAGAGAAAGAAAAAGAGGAUAUGAUGAAGAAGUGGAAAGAACUGGAGGCUCUUCAGAAGGAAAUACAAAAACAAAGAGAUGAAAUAGAAGAAAUCAAAUAUGAGUUACAGACUGAAAAGACUGAAAUGAAUCAACAACAACACAGACUAGAGGAGAGUUUAAGAGCCAUGCAUGAGGAGAGGAAAGAUCUGGAGAACAUGAGAAAUGAAUCUGAAACACACAGACAACAAAUGGAAGAAGAACUUGAUCAGAUGAAGAGUGAAUUGGAAAGAGAAAAAACUGAAAUAGAUCAUGAGCAGAAGAAAAUGGAUGAUGACAGAAAGAUGAUUGAACAGGAAAGAAAAGACCUGAAGAAGAUGAGGUCUGAAAUAAUGACACAAAGAGAACAAAUGGAAGAAAAGAGAUCAGAAAUUGAUCUAGAAAAAUGUGACAUCGAGAAGAGCAAAGAAAUUUUACAGAAAGUAAUGGAUGAGGUGGAGGAACAGAGGAAUGGUAUUAAUCUCCAGAAAGAAGAACUUAGGCUUGAAAGACAAAAGAUCACAGAUGAAAAAGAUCUUCUGGCUCAAAGAAAGAAUGAACUGCAAAAUGAAAGUGAACGAAUCAGAUACAUGGAGGAGGAAAUAAAGAAGAAGAGAGAGACACUGGAGGAAAUGGAUGCUCAUCUACAAAAGGACAAAGAAGAAAUUGAGAGUGUCAUUGAAGAAACAAGGAGACAAAAAGAGGAUCUGGGAAAAAUGAGCAAAGAUUUAAAUGAACAAAAACAAGAGCUGGGGAAAUACAGAGACCUUCUAGAACAAGAAAGAGAAGAAAUUAAAAAUAAAUGGACCCAAUUACAACAGAGAAUUGAUGAAUUUGAUGCUCAAGUCAGAAAACAGAAGGAAGAGGAUAUAACAGAACAGAAGAAGAUGGAAGUAGAAAGAAAAAGUCUAGAAGAGACCAAAGCCGAGAUCCUGGAGCUGAAGACUAAAGUUGAGCAGGAACAUCAUGAUCUAAACCUAAAAACACAAGAGUUAAACACACUGCAAGAACAUAUUAUGAAAGAAAAAGAGCAACUACAAGAAAGCAGGAACAAGGUUUUGAGUGAAACAGCCACUCUUGAGAUGAGAGCUGUUGAGAUAAACAAACAACAACAAACACUGGAAUUAAAUCUCAGAGAGAUGAAAUAUGAGAGAAAUGAACUUGAUAUGAUGCAAAAGAAACUUCAGUCUCAAAGACAUCAAAUGGAAGAGGAGGUGAAGAUCAAAACUAGUGAAUUAAAUCAAGAAAAUGAAAGAAACAAGAACAUGCUAAAUAAACUAAUAGAAGAGAUGGACAUUACGAAAGCUAAGCUAGCUGUACAGCAAGAAGAGAUGCAAGUUGAAAAAGAAAAACUAAAAGAAGAGAGAAAAGAGUUUGAGCAGUCAAAGAAUGAGAUUGAGAGAGAGAAACAAGAACUCAGUAAGAAUAAAGACAUUAUGAAUUCACUAAAAGAAGAGUUUAACCUGGAAAAGAAGAAGAUGGAUGAUGAGAAGGAAGAGAUUGAUGUGAACAACAAAAAGGUUCAAUUACAGAUACAGACAGACAAAGAAAUGAUUGCUAAAAUGAAGGCCCAACUCCAAAAUGAGAAAGAUGAACUUGACCAUAUCAGAGAAGAAACGAGAAGGAAGAGUGAAGAAAUGGAGAAAGAAUGGGCAGCGAUGGAAGCAGAAAGACAAACUCUGCAACAAAACAGCAAUGAAAUCUUAAAACAAAGGCAAGAUACUGAGAAGGAGAAACAUAAAAUCUGGAAAAAGAAAGAUGAACUGGAUCAACUGUAUUCAGAAAUCCUUAAACAGAGAGUUGAAAAUGAACAAAUGAUCAUGACAGAGAAAUCUCUGCUUGAAAUGUUAAAAACUGAGUUAGAUCAUAAACAGCAGAAGUUGGAGAAUGACAGGAAAGUUACUGAACAGGAAAGAAAAGACCUGGAGAAGAUUAAUUCUGAAAUGAUGAUGCAAAAAGUACAAAUGGAGAAAGAUACAGAGGAAAUCAAGGCAGGGAGAGCAGAACUGAUCCAAAAAAUACAAGAGAUUGAUUUAGAAAAGGAUAAAAUGGAAAAGAACAAAGAAAUAGUUCAAAAACUAUUGAAGGAGGUGGAAGAACAGAGAAAUUAUCUAAAACUUAAAAAAGAGGAAACUAAAUUUGAGAGACAAAAGAUCACUGAUGAAAAAGAUUUUCUGGCUCAAAGAAAGACUGAACUGCAAAAUGAGAGUGAACGAAUCAGAUUCAUGGAGGAGGAAAUAAAGAAGGAGAGAGAAACACUGAAGGAAAUGGAAGCUCAUCUACAAAAGGACAAAGAAGAAAUUGAGAGUGUCACUGAAGAAACAAAGAGACGAAAAGAAGAUCUGGAAAAGAUGAACACGGAUUUAGAUGAACAAAAACAAGAGCUGAAGAACUGCAGAGACCUUCUAGAACAAGAAAGAGAAGAAAUAAAUCAGAGAUGGACACAGUUACAACAGAGAAUUGAUGAAUUUGAUGAUCAAGUCAGAAAACAGAAGGAAGAGGAUAUAAGAGAACAGAAGAAGAUGGAAGAAGAAAGAAAAAGUCUAGAAAAGACCAAAGCUGAGAUCCUGGAGCUGAAGACUAAAGUUCAGCAGGAACAUUAUGAUAUAAACCUAAAAACACAAGACUUAAACAUACUGCAGGAACAAAUUAUGAAAGAAAGAGAGAAAGACAAAGAAAUGAAAGUAAAAGCAAAGAUGGAGAGAGAAGAACUUGAUCAGUUAAAGAGUGAACUGGAAAGAGAAAAAACUGAAAUAGAUCAUGAGCAGAAGAAAAUGGAUGAUGACAGGAAGACGAUUGAACAAGAAAGAAAUGACCUGGAGAAGAUGAGGUCUGAAAUAAUGACACAAAGAGAACAAAUGGAAGAAGACAUGAGAGAGGCAAUCCAACUAGAGAGAUCAGCACUUGACCAGAAAAUACAAGAGACUGAUCUAGAAAAGGACAAAAUUGAAAAGAACAAAGAAAUAGUUGAGAAAUUAAUGGAUGAAGUGGAAGAACAGAGACAUGAUAUUAAAAUCCAGAAAGAAGAACUUGAACUUGAGAAACAAAAGAUCACUGAUGAAAAAGAUUUUCUGGCUCAAAGAAAUAAUGAACUGCAAAAUGAGAGUGAACGAAUCACAUACAUGGAGGAGGAAAUAAAGAAGGAGAGAGAAACACUGGAGGAAAUGGAAGCUCAUCUACAAAAGGACAAAGAAGAAAUUGAGAGUGUCAUUGAAGAAACAAAGAUACGAAAAGAAGAUCUAGAAAAGAUGAACACGGAUUUAGAUGAACAAAAACAAGAGCUGAAGAACUGCAGAGACCUUCUAGAACAAGAGAGAGAAGAAAUAAAUCAUAAAUGGACACAAUUACAACAGAAAAUUGAUGAAUUUGAUUCUCAAGUCAGCAAAAAGAAGGAAGAGGAUAUAACAGAACAGAAGAAGAUGGAAGAAGAAAGAAAAAGUCUAGAAAAGACCAAAGCUGAGAUCCUGGAGUUAAAGACUAAAGUUGAGCAGGAACAUUAUGAUUUAAACCUAAAAGCACAAGAGUUAAAGACACUGCAAGAACAGAUUAAGAAAGAAAAGGAGAAAGAGGAAAUAAAAGUAAAAGCAAAGAUGGAGGGAGAAGAACUUGAUCAGUUAAAGAGUGAACUAGAAAGAGUAAAAACUGAAAUAGAUCAUGAGCAGAAGAAAAUGGAAGAUGACAGAAAGAUGAUUGAACAGGAAAGAAAUGACCUGGAGAAGAUGAGGUCUGAAAUAAUGACACAAAGACAGCAAAUGGAAAAAGACAUGAGAGAGGCAAUCCAACUAGAGAGAUCAGCACUUGACCAGAUAAUACAAGAGAUUGAUCUAGAAAAAGACAAAAUUGAAAAGAACAAAGAAAUAAUUCAAAAAUUAAUGGAUGAGGUGCAGGAACAGAGACAUGAUAUUAAAAUCCAGAAAGAAGAACUUGAACUUGAGAAACAAAAGAUCACUGAUGAAAAAGAUUUUCUGGCUCAAAGAAAGACUGAACUGCAAAAUGAGAGUGAACGAAUCAGAUACAUGGAGGAGGAAAUAAAGAAGGAGAGAGAAACACUGGAGGAAAUGGAAGCUCAUCUACAAAAGGACAAAGAAGAAAUUGAGAGUGUCAUUGAAGAAACAAAGAUACAAAAAGAGGAUCUGGAAAAGAUGAACACAGACACAAAUGAACAAAAACAAGUGUUGAAUAAAUACAGAGACCUUCUAGAACAAGAAAGAGAAGAAAUAAAUCAUAAGUGGAAACAGUUACAACAGAGAAUUGAUGAAUUUGAUGAUGAAGUCAGAAAACAGAAGGAAGAGGAUAUAACAGAACAGAAGAAGAUGGAAGAAGAAAGAAAGAGUCUAGAAAAAACCAAAGCUGAGAUCCUGGAGCUGAAGACUAAAGUUGAGCAGGAACAUCAUGAUAUAAACCUAAAAACACAAGAGUUAGACACACUGCAAGAACAGAUUAUGAAAGAAAGAGAGAAAGAUGAAGAAAUUAAAGUAAAAGCAAAGAUGGAGAGAGAAGAACUUGAUCAGAUAAAGAGUGAAUUGGAAAGAGAAAAAACUGAAAUAGAUCAUGAGCAGAAGAAAAUGGAUGAUGACAGAAAGAUGAUUGAACAGGAAAGAAAUGACCUGGAGAAGAUGAGGUCUGAAAUAAUGACACAAAGACAGCAAAUGGAAAAAGACAUGAGAGAGGCAAUCCAACUAGAGAGAUCAGCACUUGACCAGAAAAUACAAGAGACUGAUUUAGAAAAAUGUGAAAUUGAGAAGAGCAAAGAAAUUGUACAGAAAUUAAUGGAUGAGGUGGAAGAACAGAGAAAUGGUAUUAAACUCCAGAAAGAGGAACUUGAACGUGACAGACAAAAGAUCACUGAUGAAAAAGAUCUUCUGGCUCAAAGAAAGACUGAACUGCAAAAUGAAAGUGAACGAAUCAGAUACAUAGAAAAGGAAAUAAAGAAGGAGAGAGAAACACUGAAAGAAAUGGAAUCUCAUCUACAAAAGGACAAAGAAGAAAUUGAGAGUGUCACUGAAGAAACAAAGAGGCAAAAAGAGGAUCUGGAAAAGAUGAGCACAGACACAAAUAAACAAAAACAAGAGCUGAAGAAAUACAGAGACCUUCUAGAACAAGAAAGAGAAGAAAUAAAUCAGAGAUGGGCACAGUUACAACAGAGAAUUGAUGAAUUUGAUGCUCAAGUCAGAAAACAGAAGGAUGAGGAUAUAACAAAACAGAAGAAGAUGGAAGAAGACAGAAAAAUUCUAGAAGAGACCAAAGCUGAGAUCUUGGAGUUAAAGACUAAAGCUGAGCAGGAACAUCAUGAUAUAAACCUAAAAACACAAGAGAUAAACACACUGCAAGAACAGAUUAUGAAAGAACGAGAGAAAGAUGAAGAAAUUAAAGUAAAAGCAAAGAUGGAGAGAGAAGAACUUGAUCAGAUAAAGAGUGAAUUGGAAAGAGAAAAAACUGAAAUAGAUCAUGAGCAGAAGAAAAUGGAAGAUGACAGAAAGAUGAUUGAACAGGAAAGAAAUGACCUGGAGAAGAUGAGGUCUGAAAUAAUGACACAAAGACAGCAAAUGGAAGAAGACAUGAGAGAGGCAAUCCAACUAGAGAGAUCAGCACUUGACCAGAAAAUAAAAGAGACUGAUUUAGAAAAAUGUGAAAUUGAGAAGAGCAAAGAAAUUGUACAGAAAUUAAUGGAUGAGGUGGAAGAACAGAGAAAUGGUAUUAAACUCCAGAAAGAGGAACUUGAACGUGACAGACAAAAGAUCACUGAUGAAAAAGAUCUUCUGGCUCAAAGAAAGACUGAACUGCAAAAUGAAAGUGAACGAAUCAGAUACAUAGAAAAGGAAAUAAAGAAGGAGAGAGAAACACUGAAAGAAAUGGAAUCUCAUCUACAAAAGGACAAAGAAGAAAUUGAGAGUGUCACUGAAGAAACAAAGAGGCAAAAAGAGGAUCUGGAAAAGAUGAGCACAGACACAAAUAAACAAAAACAAGAGCUGAAGAAAUACAGAGACCUUCUAGAACAAGAAAGAGAAGAAAUAAAUCAGAGAUGGACACAGUUACAACAGAGAAUUGAUGAAUUUGAUGCUCAAGUCAGAAAACAGAAGGAUGAGGAUAUAACAAAACAGAAGAAGAUGGAAGAAGACAGAAAAAUUCUAGAAGAGACCAAAGCUGAGAUCUUGGAGUUAAAGACUAAAGCUGAGCAGGAACAUCAUGAUAUAAACCUAAAAACACAAGAGAUAAACACACUGCAAGAACAGAUUAUGAAAGAACGAGAGAAAGAUGAAGAAAUUAAAGUAAAAGCAAAGAUGGAGAGAGAAGAACUUGAUCAGAUAAAGAGUGAAUUGGAAAGAGAAAAAACUGAAAUAGAUCAUGAGCAGAAGAAAAUGGAUGAUGACAGAAAGAUGAUUGAACAGGAAAGAAAUGACCUGGAGAAGAUGAGGUCUGAAAUAAUGACACAAAGACAGCAAAUGGAAGAAGAGAGAUCAGAACUUGACAGCAAAACAAAAGAGACUGAUUUAGAAAAACGUGACAUUGAGAAGAGCAAAGAAAUUGUACGGAAAUUAAUGGAUGAGGUGGAAGAACAGAGAAAUUAUAUUAAACUCCAGAAAGAGGAACUUGACCAUGGCAGACAAAUGAUCACUGAUGAAAAAGAUCUUCUGUCUCAAAGAAAGACUGAACUGCAAAAUGAGAGUGAACGAAUCAGAUUCAUGGAGGAGGAAAUAAAGAAAGAGAGAGAAACACUGAAGGAAUUGGAAGCUCAUCUACAAAAGGACAAAGAAGAAAUUGAGAGUGUCAUUGAAGAAACAAAGAGACAAAAAGAAGAUCUUGAAAAGAUGAACAUGGAUUUAAAUGAACAAAAACAAGAGUUAAAGAACUGCAGAGAACUUCUAGAACAAGAAAGAGAAGAAAUAAAUCAUAAAUGGACACAGUUACAACAGAAAAUUGAUGAAUAUGAGCAGUCAAAGACUGAGUCCAUGAGGAACAUUCUGGAGGACACCAGAAAGGAAGGAGAAAAAACAGAAAUGGAAGAAAAACUUAAACAGGCCAACCAGGAAUAUGAAAAUAUCAUAGUAGAAACAAACAGGAGAAGGAGUGAGCUAGAGAAAAUCAUGUUUGAUAUAUCACAUGAAAAUCAAGAGAUUGAGACCAAGAAAGAUCUUUUGGAAAAAGAGAGAAAUAACAUCAAAAAGGAAAGAGAAGAGUUACAAAGACGAGCUGAUGAUCUGGAGAUGCACAUGACAAAACACAGAGAAAGAGAACAGAUGAGUAAAGUAUCAAUGGGUGACGAGAAGAAGCUUCUUGAUCAGAAGGCUGACGAAAUCCUAAGACAGAGAGAUGAAUUGGAGAAAGAAAAAGAGGACAUAAUGAAGAAGUGGAAUGAGCUGAACGUUCUUCAGAAGGAAAUACAGAAGCAAAGAGAUGAAAUGGAAGAAAUCAAAUAUGAGUUACAGACUGAAAAGACUGAAAUGAAUCAACAGCAACACAGACUAGAGGAGAGUUUAACAGCCAUGAAUGAGGAAAGGAAAGAUCUGGAGAACAUGAGGAAUGAAUCUGAAACACACAGACAACAAAUGGAGGACAUGAGAGUAAAAGCAAAGAUGGAGAGAGAGGAACUUGAUCAACUGAUGGCCAAGGUAUUGAUGGAACAAAAAGAAAUUGAAAGGAACAAGGACAUGAUAGAGCGCCUAAAGAAGGAAAUGGAGCAAACAAAAGCCAAACUGAAUGCUCAAGAGGAGGAAAUCAAACUGGAAAAGCAAAAAGUGCAAGAUGAGAGAAAAGAUCUGGAGCAGUCCAAGGCUGAAAUCAAGAGACAGACUGAUGAAAUAAAGACCAUGAAAGCGCAAACCCACCAACUAGAAAAAGAAGAACAGAAGAGAGAAGAAAUAGUCUCUCAAGGAAAACAGAUACAAACAGAUGAAGUCAACAGACUCUUGUCUGAGAUUCAAAGGGAAAGGGAGGAACUUGAAAGAAACAAAAAAAUCUUUGAACAUCAGAGAGAGGCAAUGGAAGAGAUGAAGGGUAAAGAACCAACACAGAUGCCAGAAGUCAUUUUGAUUAGUUCUGCAACACAAACAUCUGAUCUAGAUGUAGGUGACAUUUCAGCCCCUCAGGAAGAGAUUGAGGAACACACAGACAUUCAUAAGGAAUAUACAGCUUUCAUAACAGAAGGGAAGGAAGAUGAACUAGAGAGAAUGGAGGAGGACACGGAGCUCAAAAUGAGAGGUGAAGAAACCGAAAUAGAGGCAAGCCAAGAGGACAUUACACUGACAAGAGAAUAUAAAUAUGUACCAGAUCCAUCCAUUGUAGUAAAGUUGGAGUUCGAUAAAGAUGAAACCGAUGGCCUUACUGAGAUGCUGAAGACUGAGAGAAGAGAACUAGAGAAUACAAGACUUAUUUUACAGAGAGACCAGAAUGAGAUAAAGAAAAUGAGACAAGACAUUGACAAAGAGAAGAAUGAUCUAGAGAAAUAUAGAGCCACUCUUGAGAAACAAUAUGAAGAGAUGGAGAUAUGCAGACAGAAUAUGGAAAAUGAAAGGUCUGAAUUAGAAAUGACUCAAGAAAAAAUAGAGAUGGACAUGAAAAAUAUUCUAAUGGAGAGCAAGAGCAAACAGGAGAGAAUAGAAAACAUGGAAGUUCAACUUCAAGAAAAGAAGAGAGAAAUGGAAACCAUCACAGAUGAGAUCAAACAGAGACAAGAGGAGCUGGACUUCAUCAAUACAGAGAUAAAAAGAAAAAGACGUGACAUGGAGGACGCCAAAGGAAUGGAGGAACAUGAGUUCACUGACAUUCUUCCAGAAAGAGAGGAGACUAUAAAAAGACACAUGGAGGAAAUGCAGAACCAAAAAGAGGCAUUACAAAAGGAGAGGGAUGAAGUUGAAAAAAUACACGCUGGGCUGCAGAGGGAGCAAAUGGAAAUUAAGAUGUGUCAGGCAAUGUUGAACUCAGAAAGAAAUGAGCUAAAUAGAAUGAGAGUCGAUCUGGAGACACAAAAAGAGGAGUUUGAGCUUAUGCAACAAAACAUAAAGACUGAAAAAGAUGAGCUGGAAUCAAGGUUAAGGAAAGCAGAGGACACUGAGAGCCUUUUGAAGGACAUUCUUAAAGAAAAGGAAAGGGUAGAAAAAAUAGCAGCCCAACUUUCCAAAGAACAAGAAGAGUUCAAAAUUAUUAUGAAUGAGACAAAUAAAUGGAUGGAGGAGAUUAAACGGAUUGAGGAGGAAAUUAAAACAAAGCAAGUUGAAAUUAAGCACAUUGAAGAACUGAAACAAAAAGAGCUAGAUGAACAGAAAACCAUGAUAGAGAGUGAAAAUCAAGAGCUUCAGCAGAGGACAGCAGAACUUGAAAAAAUGAAGAUUGAAAUUGACAUUGAAAGAGGAGAAAUUCAGAAAAUACGAAAAGAGUGUGAGAGAGAAAAACAAGAACGGGAGCAAAUGCAAAUAGACUUGCGGAAAGAAACACCACAGAAAACAGAUGCAGAAGUGCAAUAUGAUGAAAUCCACGAUGUUAUGGACUCAUUGAAAGAAGAGAAAGAAGAAAUAGAAAGGAUGAAAGCUGACCUCCAGAACGAGCAUAGAGAAAUUGAAACCAUGAGGGACAUUAUAAAAAGAGAGAAGGGUGAGCUUGAACACAAGAAAGCUGAAAUGCUACAAAUGACUGCAGAAAUAAGGGACACGGACAGUGACAAGAACUUACAAGAUGAAAUGAUAAAGGUUGAAGCAAUCCUCAAAGAAACCAAGAGACAGAAAAAUGACCUGGAACAGAUGAAUGAGAAUUUGAUCAGGGAAAAAACAGAGGUGGAAAGCAAUUGUCAGAUACUAGAAAGAGAAAAAAUCGAACUGGAGACAAGAUUACAGGAUUUGGUGAAUGAACUGAAUAUUAAGUUUAAGGAAUUAGAAGCUCUUCAAAAGUUCCAGAUGGAGGAGAGAGAGAAGAAAACUCUGGAGAAAGUGACUAUGGAGAAAAGUGAGCUAGAACAGCAGAGGUUUAAAAUAUACAAACAAGAACAACAACUGGAAUACACUGGGGAAGCUUCAGAAAGGAAGUGGGAUGAGACACAGGUAGCCACUGAAAGGACCAGACAUGAUGAAGAGGACAGGCAAAUCUUGAAAAUUGAGAGAGAAGAGAUCACACAUCUGAAAAAUCAAAUACUGAAAGAGAAAGAAGAUGUUGAAACCACCAAAGAGAGAAUUAACAGAGAGAUGGAACAUAUUGAAAAGAUGCAAACCCAGUUAGAUGACCAAAAAGAAGAAAUAGAGCUUGAAAAACAAAAAUUACAAGACACAAGAACCGAGAUUCAAGACAAGACAAAUGCUCUAGAGAAAGUUAUGCAAGAUAUACAAAAAGAUAGGGAAAAUCUAAAAGCUUUAGUAAUUCAACAACAAAAAGAAAGAGAAGAGAUGGAUAUAUUAGCAGAAGAAAACAAAAGAAAAGAGGAGCGUGCAGAAGCGGAGAUUCAAAGACAGUUAGAGGACAUAGAAAUUGCCAAGGUUGUGUUGGCAAAAGAGAGGGAACAAAUUGAUCGGAUGAAUGCAGAAAUACAAACUAGAAGCAAAGAACUAGAGAAAAUAAUCAGAAAACAGCAAGAGGAGUUUGAAAUCAAAGAGAAUGACAUGCAAACAGAAAGAAAGGCUUUGGAGAAGAUGAAUGUUGAGCUAGAAAGGAAAACCACCGAAAUAGAAAACAAGAGGGAGAAAGUAACUCUCUGGGAAGCAGAUAUACAGAAACAGAAAAAUGAGGCAGAAGAGCUAAAGAACAUCUUAGAAAGAGAGAAAAGUGAACUUGACAGAGAGAAAGCUGAAGUACAACAAGAAAAACGAGAGAUGAAAACCACUAAAAGUGAGAUGGAGAACCUGAAGCAACUGAGAAAUGAAAUUGAGGAAGAGAAGAAAGACAUGCUGGACAGACUGUCAAUGGAAAAACAUGAAAUAGAUCAACUAAAAACUGAGCUGCAGUUGGACAAAGAGAGCGUUGAAGCAGACAAGAAGAUGUUGAAGCAAUUGAUGAAUGAAAUGGAAAAUAAAAGAUCUCAACUGGACAGUGACAUAGAGAAGAUGAACAUGGACAAACUAAAUAUUCAAAAAGAAAAAGACUCCCUGGAGGAGAUCAAGGCUGAUUUACAAAGAAAGGCUGGAAAACUUAAUGAGGAAAUGAGAAAAACAGAGCAAACCACCUCUGAAAUCUUUAAAGACAAAGAGGACACUCAAAAGAGUCUGGACGACAUGAGAAGAAAGGAAGAAGAGCUCAGUACUGUGCGUGCUGAAAUUGAAAGGCAGACAAAGCUUCUGGAAUCUGAACUAUUGCUUCUUCAGACUCAAAAAGAGAACAUGGAGAAGAGCAAAGAAGUGAAUGAAAUGCAAAGAGAAGAUCUUGAAAAACAAAGAGAAAAGAAUGACCUGACAAUGCAAGAACUGCACAAAGAGAGGCUGGCCUUGGAGCAGAUGAUUACUGACAUAACACAGCAGAGAGACACAUUGGCAAACAUACAGAAUGAAAUAAGACUUAAGGAAGAUGCACUGAAAAACAAAGAAAGAGAACUUGACACACAAAGAAAAGAUAUGGAUAACCUAAGAAACAUUGUGAUGGCUGAGAAAAAGCAGCUGGAAAUGGAUCAGCAGGAGGUUAAUGACUUGAUUGCUGAGAACAGAAAAAUGAGAAAUGAUCUAGAGAGCAUGAAAACUCAUCUGGAACAAGAGAGAUGGCAACUGCAAGUAAAUAUAAAAACAUAUGAAGACCAGAAGAAUGUUCUUGAUAAAAUCAAGGUUGAUGCAGUGCAACAGACCGAUGAGCUUGAGAAAAUCCCAACAGAUACAACGAGGGAAAAGGAACAUCUUGGAAAGGAAAGAGAAGAGAUUGAUGCUUUAAAGAAGGAAAUGCUCAUCCUCAAUGAAAAUAUACAGACAGAACGAGACGAGCUUAAAAAGCUUAAUAAUGAUAUUCAAAAGGACAGAGCAGAGAUUGAAAACAGCAAAAAGAGCAUUGAUAGUGAAAAACGUCAUAUUGAAAUGGAGAGAGCUGAUUUAAACAGAAUGAAGGAAGAGAUUGAAGUCAGCAAACAAAGAGUGCAACAUGAAAGAACUUUGCUGCAACAAGAUAAAGACAUGAUACAGAAAGAAAAAGAGGACAUGGAAUGCAUUAUAGAAGAAAAAAUGAGAACAAUAGAGGAACUGCAUAAUCUCAAAGAGCAUAUAAACAGAAAAUUAUCUGAACUGGAGACAUUAAACUUGGAGAUUCAAGUAAAGAGAAAGGAAGCCGAAAUGCAUUACUUACCAGGAGAGAUGAAAACAGAAGAACACUCAAAGAGGGAUGCUGAUGUCCUAAGAGAGGAAGAACCACUAAAAAAACAAAAAACAGAUGAAACCCAGAUAUAUCAACUGAAAACCAUCUCAAUAGAUGCUGAAACCCAAACGUCUUUGGAUGACAUUAAGAAAAUAGAUGAUAGCGGACAAAAGGAAUUAAAAGAAGAAACAGCUGCAACAAAGACAAAACAACCAACUGUGACAAAGUUAGAGGACACACACACAUCUGAGGUGCAAGAAAUAAAGGAAUCUUUAAGUAAAGAAAUGGAAGAUUUAGAAAGAAUGAAGACAAUGAUGAAAAAGGAAAAAGAUGAACUGGAACAGGCUAAAACUGACAUUCAAAGGAGGAUGGAGGACUUUGAGAGAAAUAUGGAGGAAGCCAUGAAGGAGAGGUCAAGAAAUGAAGAAAAACUACUACAACUUACACAAGACAAGGAGUAUUUAUCAAAAGCCCUUGAUGAGAAAAAUAAGGAAAUAGAGAGUAUCAUGGAAACGUUCAUGAGAAAGAUGGGACAACUGGAAAAGACUAUAGCUGCAAUGGAAAAACAGAAGGAAGAGGUUGAAUAUGAGCUAAACGACAUGCGAGUUGAAUUACAGAGGCAACGUGAUGAAAUGGAGAAUAAAAUGAAGAUCACACAAACUGGCCUUCUUGAGCUGGAGAAGGCAAAGGAAGACCUGCAUAAAGUAAGGAAUGAAUGUAGAACUGCUGAAGAAGAAAAGUCAGUGAUCAUGGAGAGUCUUGAGAGGAGGAGGAACAGUUUGGAGAAGGUUCAAGCCGAGAUCUUGAGACUUACAUUGGAAAUUGAGCAUCUCACACAAAGCUGUGAACGCAAAAGAAGAGAACUGCAACAUAUAGAGACUGACAUACAAAGACAGAUGAAGAGGACUGUGAGGACUCAACAGGAAACUGUUAUUCAGAGCGGACUAGAAGACCAAGAAGUGGUAGAGACUUCGGAAUACAUUCAAGAACAUACAGAAGACAUUAAGCAGAGGAGAACCCAAGAGACACAAACUGAAGUCCAAGAAAGAGAUGCUCUACCACAGUAUGAAGAGAUAGAUACAAUGAAAAGGAGAAUACAGGAAAUGAAAGGUGAACUAGAGAACAGAUUACAAGACAUCAAGAGAAAAGAACUGGAAAGACUAGGCAUGCAAAGAGAAAAAAUCGAGUUAGAGCUACGGAAAACUGAGAUCGAAAGAUAUAAUGAAGCCCUCCAGCGUGAGAGAGAAACCGACAGACUUAAACUCAUGGAAAAGGAGAAGGAAGUACUUCUGUUAAGGGAGUGUAUGCUGAUUGAGAUCAAUCGAUUGAAGAGCAAAGAGACAGAAACAAGUACACAGCACCUGGAGAUGAUGGAGCGCCUCGUCGGUGAUGCAGCGUUAAGGAUGGACAGAUUCAGACGAGUUACGGACAGAGCGGUGCAAACGCUGAUGUUGGAAGGAGAUGAAGAGCAGUUUGGAAGAGCUCAGAGAGUGACAACAGAACAGGUGGAAAGUGCCAGUGGAAGGGUGGAGAUUUCUCUAGAUGUCCUGAGUGAGGACAGGGAGGAAGGGGCGACAGGAGAAUCCCAGAGAGGGAGCGUGGCUGGGCCAUCUUCACGGAGAUUGAGGCUACUGCACUGGAUCAGACGGUGCUGCUGUUGCUGCUGUCCCAGAAAUGCUAGAAACACUGCGGAAGACACAGAGGACAUUUUAUAAACACAGGUCUUGUACAUUUAGAAGUCAAUUUUCACAUGGAAUUUGACAGAAACUGAGAAGUACAAUCUAUUUUUAUCUGUAUAUGUAGUGUUCUAUGAAAAAAAAAAAUAGCAUAACAUUUCAGUAAUGUCUACAAUAACCCUAAAAACAAAACAAAUACUACAAAGCAUAGUAAAUAUUUAGUAAUAUAAUUACAACUUAUUUACAUAGUACCAAAUGUUUAAUGUUUAUCACAGUUCAUACGAUCCAAUAAAUCAGAGCUUUGCAUUUUCAAAACACAACACAGAUGUUUGCACAAACCAAAAUUAAUAUCAUCAAUACAUACAGUACAUCUAUACAAUUAACUCCUUAAAGGAAUCAAAUAACUCAUUAGCAUAAUGUAUGCGAUACAUGUGUGCGUGUACCGUUUUCCUUAAUGCAUCCGAGAAACACUCUGGGAUCUGGAUCAACUGAUGCCGAAAUGAUCUAUUUUGAUUUCUCAUAGCAAAUUACUAUAAUUAUCUUUUUUUUUUUGUGUGUGUUUUUUUUUAUUAUUAUACUUCCUCCUGAAUCUUUCCAGAAGGAACUGAAGUGUUGGGCUCUCUUAAUUGACAACUCUGGAAAUUUCUGCGCAACUAUCUGUGAAAAAAACAAAGCUCACCUGUAAUGUUCAAAGGUAAUACGCACAUUCCUGAGGGCUGAGAAGAGCACUGAUGAAUGUGAGAGAACGAAUAUCCUGAUUUUACGUCUGCACCAGCAUGAGUGCUCAAGGUCGUCUUUGUUGCGUUCACAUUCUUGCAGCUCUGAGUGAUGGGAGUGUUGCAAAUGUGCCCUGUAUAAUGGAUACACAGAAGCUGCUGUGAGUGAUGAAUUUCACAAGGACCCACAGUAUGCCAAAGAGCCGCCAGUGAACUACACUAGCAGGAUAAUUACAGAGGCCGUUUAAUUACCGACUGGACAAAAAGAGAGCUUUGUGAAUUUUUAAACUCAGAUUAACAAUGAGGCAUGUCUUUUUAGAUGAUAAAACCAUCAGGUGUCCAUUAAGAGGAUCAAACACUUUCUAAAAAAUGAUUUCUAAAACAAUUCUAUUCUAAUUUAAUAACUAUAUCCCAGAGUCACGUACACACAUACACAGAUAUAUUAACAAUAUAUUAUUUUCAAUGUAUUGGCUAGGAUUUGUUUCACACACAAACAGUAUAUUAUUUGCAAUGUAUUGCUUUGGACUGAAAUAAAUGAAAUUUAUUUACCAUUA
Molecule: messenger RNA, 32023 nt
Organism: Ctenopharyngodon idella (grass carp)
Lineage: Eukaryota; Metazoa; Chordata; Actinopteri; Cypriniformes; Xenocyprididae
Product: nuclear anchorage protein 1-like
Exons: 2
Coding region: 1-30792 (10263 amino acids)
Source: RefSeq, a predicted model, not a curated record